CCCCCUCCCACGCCCGCCUCCAACUCCCUCUGCAUUCCUUUCCUUGGCAAAGUCGCACGCCCACCCAACGCCGACGCGAGCUCUCCUCGCCUCACCUCACCUCACCCCAGCCCACACACCACCAGCGAGCCAGCUCAGAUGUUUCUCACCGACAAGUACCACGCCCUGCUCCCCAUCCACUCCGCCUCCGCCACCCGGGCGUCCCGCAAGGCGGCGCUGCCGGCCGUGACAUCCAGGUUCGACGCCGCCCUCGCCGCGCGCCUCGGGGGCCUGCUGCCGCUGCCGGCAUCCCCGCUCGCGGCGCUCGCGCGCCUCGCCGACCUCCUCGCGGCCACCCUCGCGGACGCCGUGCCAGCCCUUGCCGCUGGGCCCGGGGACGGGAAGAAGGACGCCCUCGCCGUCGCCGCGCACCUCGACGCCGGCGUCGCGCUACUCGACGCCUGCAACGCCAUCGCCGCCCGCGUCGACCGCCUCCGCCGCCGCCGCCUCCUCUCCCGCCUCGCGCUCCACCUUGUAUCGUCCUCGCCCCCGUCCCCCUCGUCCCUCAGCCGCGCGCGCGCCGCGCUCGCCGACCGCGACGGCCGUGCCCUGCCGGCGCUCCCUUCCAUCCCUUUCGUCGACCCGCCCCGCGGCGCCCGCGGCCACCAGCUCACCGCCGCCGCGCGCGUCGUCCUCGCCGUCAACGCCGUGUCCUCCCUCGCCGCGACAGCCGCGGCCACCAUCCUCGGCGCCACCAGCACCAUCAACUCCACCUUCCCCCAGGUCUCCGGCGACGUCCCGUGGGCCGAAUCCUUCAACGCAGUGUCCACUCAGCUCUCCGUCCUCGCCAAAUCCGCCACCAGCAACGAGAUCGACGCCGCGGACGAGGCCGUCGGCAAGCUCGCCGCGGUCCUCGACACCGGCGGCGAAAACACCACCCCGGACGAGGCGGCGCUGCGCGCGGCGACGCAGGAGGUGGAGAAGCGGACGGAGGAGCUGGCGGCGCGGCUGGAGCGGGUGUCGGACGCCGUCAACGGCGUGUUCCGCGCGGCGCUGCGGCUCCGCAACGCCGAGCUGGGCAGCUUCAUCGCGGCGGGGCUCGCCGGGAACGGCAAGGCGCCGCGCAGUGGGAAGUAGCCGUUCGCCGUUCACCAACCGCCGUUACUAGUAGUACUAGCAGUAAGUACAGCGUUCGUGUCCAACUGUAUACAGAGUCAGGUGCAGUACAGUACAGUACAGGGCUAGAUACAUACGUACGUACAUACAGCCAUACAGAUACAGGGUCUGGAUGAGCUGUGGUGUACAGGUACAGUGUACAGUGCUGCUGCGUGUGUGCGUCGUCAAAGAUGGAUGGAGCCCCCAUGUGAGGAUACUUUGCAUUUUGCACCCUUUUGGAAAUGUGGAAUCCGGUUCAAGUAAAUGAAAGGAAAACCGUGAGAAAAUUGCUGCAAAA
Messenger RNA from Hordeum vulgare subsp. vulgare (domesticated barley), 1432 nucleotides. RefSeq lists its product as uncharacterized. The transcript has a single exon. NCBI's taxonomy places the organism in Eukaryota, Viridiplantae, Streptophyta, Magnoliopsida, Poales, Poaceae. The record is from RefSeq and is a predicted model, not a curated record. Bases 139 to 1116 code for a protein of 325 amino acids.